AGAAAGAAGCUGGGGGAGGGCUUUUUAUUUGCCUGUCUGUGACCGUGAGAACAGCGCGUGGAGCUCCUUCCGUUGCUCGCGGAGUCGUCCCGCCGUGGGAGUUGGGAGAUCCGGCGGGGCGCCGGAGAGAUGAGCAGCCCUUUCUCGCCUCCGGCUUGGGAGAAGGAGCAUUUCUGGCUCUACCUCUUGGCUCUGGGCUUCGAUCCCGCGGUAAACGCCGCUGCCGGGAAACUUUCGACUCACCUCCGGCUGGGCGUGAACUUGUUUGAUAUACCAAACAAAGAUGCAUUUCACAUUGUUGCAUGGUUCUUAUUUUCAAAGCUGGACCGGUCACACUGUAAUGAGGUUUUUAGAUUUUGUUAUCCUCCCUCAGAUAAAAAGGCAGACUCUGAAUUCAGGAAGCAAUGCUAUGAAUGGCUAAAAAGGAUAUCAGAUGAAUGUGGAAACAGUUUUCCUCCAGUUGUUGCAUCAUUAUUUCUUUCUCCUGGUGGACCCAAAUUCAUUCAUCUAAUGUUCCACUUUGCAAGAUAUGUAAUAAUGCACCAUAUUAAAGUGGAUUCUCUAGGUGCUGGCAUACCCAAUCCAGAAGCGGUGAACUUACGAUCUCCAGACUUGACUAUGGCUGUUGCAAAAUGUCAAGUGGCACUGAACAGAUUUUCACAGUGUCUACAGAAGGAAGAUUUGAUGAUUCAAGAACUUCAGAAAAAAGCACUACUUUUUACUAAGCAAAUCAGAGAUUUAAGAUACGGAAAUGUGGAUCUGGACAAACGAUUGCAAAAAAUGGGGAAAAAAGUUGAUUCUGGCCAGAGUAAUAACGCAGAAAGAAUCGAAAAAGUUCGCUGUUUAUGGGCAACAGUAAUGGAAACAGUGACAUUUUUGCAAAAAGAAAGAGAAGUAGUGGAUUCAGUAGUAAAAGGUCAUGUUGAUCAGUAUACAUUAGAUGGCACAAGUGUUUCUGUUAGCAUUCCAAGGCCUCUGCUUCAAAAAGUAGAAAAAGAAAUGUAUAAAUUUCCUGUUGGGAAUGUGUAUGAAAUGGGAAAACUGAACAUGUUAACCAUUAUCCAAUUACUAACCAAAGCCUUGGAGUUAUUGCUGCAUGAGCGCCGGCAUUAUGACAAGAAAGCAUUCAAAGUAGACCUUCAGGAUCUUGAAGGAAACACCAGAUUCCAGAAUGAGACUUUAUUGGGGCUGAAGUCACUGAGGCAAAAAUUAAAAUGUAAUGAUCGUAUCUCAGUAACUCAAUCAAUUGCUGAAAAACAACAGGAAUGGCACUUGAAGUGGAAAAAUUAUCUUGGCCAGUCACCUUUUCAUUUAAUUAAGGAUCCAAACCCUGCACUUGAUUUAUUACCCGCUAUGUCUCCUCUUUCUUUUACUCCGGCUACUGAGGAAGCGUAUAAAAGCAGUGUCUUCAGUCAAUACCCUGCAUUAAUUCCAGAUUCGACCAAAAAGAAUGUUCAGGCAAAUGAAUUUGCAACAGUUGGGAAGACACUGGGAAAUGAAGAUUAUUCAACAAAGACAGUCACAGAAAGGUAUGAUUUUAGUAUGUCCUUGUAUAGAAUAGUAGCAUAUAUUAACAUUACAUCAAAUGUCGAAACUCCCAAGAGGACUGAUAAUUCACGGUUUCAAAUCUUAGAGUAUAAAGGAAGACAUUCUAGACGAAGAGAAAGUGGGAAUAAAAGACAAGCUGAUCCAGUUAGAACACAUUCAUUGGCUAAAAACGAAGAUCCUUUAAAGAAGGCCCAAGAACAGCUGGCUGAACAGGUGGCAGAUGUAGUAAUAUCUGAUUCAGCCCAGAACACUGGGAAGGAUAUAGGGGAUCUGAUCAGUACCUUAAUCUCAAAUCCUUUCUUAACAAGGAAACAGAUUCCACGGACUCCAGAAAAUCUGAUUACAGAAAUUAGAAGCUCGUGGAAAAAGGCUAUUCAGACCGAACCACCUUCAAGUGAAGCUUUGCCUCAUUCUGAAGCAACGGAAAAGUUCUCGCAGAAUACAGCUCCUGCCUUCAGACACCGUGUAGAUUCAAGUCUGACGUGGCUUUUGUCGCCUUGUAUGUCUGAUGCCGCAGAAUUUCCCUUUUUAAAUGCGGAGCCUCCGGGUAGUUUGCCGCAAGGCGAUACCGAUGAAUCGCUGAGCCACCAAGAGGCUCUUAGGCCACGGGAUGAAAUGAUUUGCAAGAAAGAAUUGCCCCUUGCUGCUCCAGGUCAAGUGGAAAACCCGGAACCAGUCUUCAAGACUCUAAAUCAAAGUGCGCAUGAGGUAAGGUGUGGCUCUGGCAACCAUACUGGAUCAGAGGCUUCGUCACACGGUGCGGGUCAGAAUUCUACCAUGUAUGCAACUUUGUUGAGGGAUGCUUCUCAAGCAAUGGGCAGUACUGGUUCCGAAAGCCAUGACGUUAUCCAGCUAGGCAUACUUCAAGAAACUCUCCCAGAAGAAGGAGGCUCCAUCAGUCUUAAUAGCGUCCAUGAUUUGGAUGACUCAGGAGAAGAAAACUCCAGAGACAGCAAACAUGUGACAGAUUGUCUGCCAGGAAACGAGUGCACGCUAGAUUUCCAGUCUAUUCUAAAUCGGUACGAGGCGCUGAAAAAGACUCUACAUGAUCACCCACCGGUUCCUGGAAAGCAAAUGCCAAGGUGCAGAUCAGAGUUUAACCUCAGACCAGCAAGCCUGGAAAUGAAGGAUGUGCUUAGCCCUUUGGGAAAACCUUACGCGUCUGAUGCAGAACUUGUCAAGAAAUCCUCACGCCCGAGUCAUCUUGAAAGAAAGAAUAGCUUCUCCCCUUUAUUUGCGUUAUCUCCGCUGCAGCGGAGAGAGAGGAGGGACAUGCAGGAUCGAGGAGACGUAUUUAAUAAACGGAAAGUACAAGAAAUUUUGGACUUGAUAGUCUACAUGGAGGAUCUCUUGCAGACUUCCUAUUGA
Messenger RNA from Protobothrops mucrosquamatus (brown spotted pit viper), 2916 nucleotides. It is a transcript of the gene HAUS6, whose product is annotated as HAUS augmin like complex subunit 6. Gene Ontology annotation, molecular function: microtubule binding. NCBI's taxonomy places the organism in Eukaryota, Metazoa, Chordata, Lepidosauria, Squamata, Viperidae. Gene Ontology annotation, biological process: spindle assembly. The record is from RefSeq and is a predicted model, not a curated record. Gene Ontology annotation, cellular component: mitotic spindle microtubule; HAUS complex. The transcript has 16 exons. The coding region runs from base 130 to 2916 and encodes 928 amino acids.